Molecule: messenger RNA, 672 nt
Organism: Colletotrichum chrysophilum
Lineage: Eukaryota; Fungi; Ascomycota; Sordariomycetes; Glomerellales; Glomerellaceae
Exons: 3
Coding region: 1-672 (223 amino acids)
Source: RefSeq, a predicted model, not a curated record
AUGUCUCAGCCCACGUUCUCCCCCACGUUUGAGAGGAUACGCGCCGUGGAGGUCUUGCCCGUGUCUACGUCCUCACCAGUGCGAACUGCAAGGGCCAUUGCUCCGGAAUCAGCGCUGUCCUCGUCCGAGACAUUCGGCUCCGAAAUCAAGACGCUUCUUGUUUCUCGCUCGAACCCCGGCUCCACUGCGAGUCCGUCGACGAACACCGGUGUGACUCCACUUCCGCACAUUGACCGCCGGGGUCUACUCGAGGCUAUUGGUCCUUGGCCCACAGAAGAGGACGCGCAUGCUAUGUUGGACACUGUGGUCUUCAACGUCGGCAUUUCGCAGCAGUUAUUUGAUGUCCGGGCGUUCUCGGAUAACCUCUCCGUGCUGUAUCAAGAGACCAGCGCGAAUGUGAGACUUACUGAGAUCUGGAUCGUGGAAGCUCUCUUGGUAUUUGCUGUGGGUAGGCUACUCCAAAGCAAGGAUGAUGAGAAUGGCGAUCUUCCAGGGACAAGGUUCUUUCAAGAGGCAGUCAAGCGGACUCCUUUAUUGAGUGAUUUGAGGAAGCAUGGCAUCGUUGGCGUUGAAGUGAUGGCUUUGACCGCUCUCUACCUUCAGAUCGUCGAUCGAAAAGAUGAUGCUUAUUUACAUGGCAAAUUCAACGCCAAAUUUAAGGCGGUCGGAUAG